Molecule: messenger RNA, 3211 nt
Organism: Camelus dromedarius (Arabian camel)
Lineage: Eukaryota; Metazoa; Chordata; Mammalia; Artiodactyla; Camelidae
Gene: EZR
Product: ezrin
Exons: 14
Coding region: 219-1979 (586 amino acids)
Biological process (GO): regulation of organelle assembly; regulation of cell shape; positive regulation of protein localization to early endosome
Cellular component (GO): cytoskeleton; apical part of cell; microvillus
Molecular function (GO): cell adhesion molecule binding; actin binding
Source: RefSeq, a predicted model, not a curated record
CCUCGCAAGGCGGGCGGGGCGGUUAGGGGCGCGGCCCCGGGACCCCGCCCCGCUGGGGACUCUUGGGAGCGCGGGCGUUGGGCACACUGCACGGACUCGCCGACAGCGGGGAGCGCAGCCGUCCUCUGCAGGAGCCGCGGGUCGGGAGAAAGAACCGUUUCAGCGCUGCUGGAGAGUGUGUUUCCAGGGGAUUGAGGAAAACCCAUCAGGAACCGAAAAUGCCGAAACCAAUCAAUGUCCGAGUCACCACCAUGGAUGCGGAGCUGGAGUUCGCCAUCCAGCCAAAUACAACAGGAAAACAGCUUUUUGAUCAGGUGGUUAAGACUAUCGGCCUUCGGGAAGUGUGGUACUUUGGCCUCCAGUAUGUGGAUAAUAAAGGAUUUCCUACCUGGUUGAAACUUGAUAAAAAGGUGUCGGCCCAGGAGCUCAGAAAGGAGAAUCCUCUCCUGUUCAAGUUCCGGGCCAAGUUCUACCCAGAAGACGUGUCUGAGGAGCUCAUCCAGGACAUCACGCAGAAGCUCUUCUUCCUGCAAGUGAAGGAGGGGAUUCUGAGCGACGAGAUCUACUGCCCGCCCGAGACGGCCGUGCUGCUGGGCUCCUACGCCGUGCAGGCCAAGUUCGGAGACUACAACAAGGAGCUGCACAAGGCCGGGUACCUCAGCAACGAGCGGCUGAUCCCCCAGAGAGUCAUGGACCAGCACAAGCUCACCAGGGACCAGUGGGAGGACCGCAUCCAGGUGUGGCACGCCGAGCACCGCGGGAUGCUCAAAGACAGUGCUAUGUUGGAGUAUCUGAAGAUUGCCCAGGACCUGGAAAUGUAUGGAAUCAACUAUUUUGAGAUAAAAAAUAAGAAAGGAACAGACCUUUGGCUUGGAGUUGAUGCCCUUGGACUAAAUAUUUAUGAGAAAGAUGAUAAGUUGACCCCAAAGAUUGGCUUCCCGUGGAGUGAAAUCAGGAACAUCUCUUUCAAUGACAAAAAGUUUGUCAUUAAGCCCAUCGACAAGAAGGCGCCUGACUUUGUGUUCUAUGCUCCCCGCCUGCGAAUCAACAAGCGGAUCCUGCAGCUCUGCAUGGGGAACCACGAGCUGUACAUGCGCCGCAGGAAGCCCGACACCAUCGAGGUGCAGCAGAUGAAGGCCCAGGCCCGGGAGGAGAAGCACCAGAAGCAGCUGGAGCGGCAGCAGUUGGAAUCCGAGAAGAAACGGAGAGAAACGGUUGAGAGAGAAAAAGAGCAGAUGAUGCGUGAGAAGGAGGAACUGAUGCUCAGGCUGCAAGACUACGAGGAGAAAACCCGGAAGGCGGAGAGAGAGCUCUCGGACCAGAUCCAGAGAGCCCUGCGGCUGGAGGAGGAGAGGAAGCGAGCGCAGGAGGAGGCGGAGCGCCUGGAGGCCGACCGCAUGGCCGCGCUGCGAGCCAAGGAGGAGCUGGAGAGGCAGGCGGCAGAUCAGAUGAAGAGCCAGGAGCAGCUGGCCACGGAACUCGCGGAGUACACAGCCAAGAUCGCCCUCCUGGAAGAGGCGCGGAGACGCAAGGAGAACGAGGUGGAGGAGUGGCAGCUCCGGGCCAAAGAAGCACAGGAUGACCUGGUGAAGACCAAGGAGGAGCUGCACCUGGUGAUGUCUGCCCCCCCGCCCCCCCCGCCCCCUGUGUACGAGCCCGUGAGCUACCACGUCCGGGAGAGCCCACAGGAGGAGGGCACGGAGUACACCGGCUACAGCGCCGAGCUGUCCAGCGAGGGCAUCCUGGACGACCGCAACGAGGAGAAGCGGAUCACCGAAGCCGAGAAGAACGAGCGCGUGCAGCGGCAGCUGAUGACGCUGACCAAUGAGCUGUCCCAGGCCAGAGACGAGAACAAGCGGACCCACAACGACAUCAUCCACAACGAGAACAUGAGGCAAGGCCGGGACAAGUACAAGACGCUGCGGCAGAUCCGGCAGGGCAACACCAAGCAGCGCAUCGACGAGUUUGAGGCCAUGUGAGGGGCGCAGCCGUGCCGGCUCCGGAGGGAGGCCGCAGGCUGCCUUCAGCGCCUACUCGUAGUUCUCUGCACCCACAUCCCUUGUCCUCCACGUCCUUUAUAAAGAGUAGUUACUUCAGUGGGAAUGUUCUGGGGCUGGGACCAAUGGAAGUGUCCCUGGUUUAUUUUUCCCAAUUGUAUCAUAGUGCCAAACAGGCCUGAUUUUUAUUAUUAUUAUUAAAUUACUUCCUGUUUUAUGCUUGGAACAGGACUGAAUCAAUUAAGGAAAGAUGCCUGUUAAGUCUGAAUAACUCCAUGCUGGCAUGUGUGAUACAAGAUUCAGCAAAAUUAAAACCACAUCGUGGCUUAUAUUCUGUGCCAUACUUUUUCUAUAUUUGAAAUUAGCUGAAAUUGAUUUCUUCUUGAUUUCAAUGAAGGAUCCAUCUUUGUAUAUUUGCUUUUUGAAGGGUGAAAAUUUUGAAAGUUGAGUCUAAAAUACACUUACACGCAUACACACGCACGCACUAUUUCCUUCCUCCAGGCCUUCAGUUGACGAAAUCCUGUGAUCAUUCAGGAUAAACAGUGCAGGAGGAUAUACUCCACGCUUGGAUAAAUUUUUCUUUUUUUCCUUUUUUUUUUUUUUUUUGCUUAACCAUUAGAGCUGCAUUGUUGGACUUAGACACCUAAAUAAUGAUCAGCUAUAGAGUAUAAUAUUUAUAUGUAAGUGAUAAUAGGGUUUGUAACUUUAGUUUAAAAAAGGGAACGUUUCAUUCUGUAUAUUUUGUUACCUUUUACAGAAUAAAAAGAAUUACAUAUUAAAAAUCAUGUAACCAUGACACUUGAUCUCAUGUUGACGGGCAGUAGUGAAAUGGAUCAACUGCAGUAAUCAGAUCUGGAAAAAAAGGCUUUUUGUUUACUUUCAGCGUUCUUUGCGCAUGUAAUUGAUUAUGCACAUUGUAAUUUUCUAUCCGAGCUUAUUGGAGAAAGACCCUCGCUGUUCUGUUCAUUCAGACUCCAGCCGGGAAGGGCCUUCUGACCUGGUUAGCAUCUCAGUGCUUCCACAGGGGAAGCCUGCCCUGCCCUCCUUACGUCUCCCCACGUCCUUGAAAAGCCUUCAGACGCCAGCUCUCACCGCGGCCGGUUCUGUUCCUGCACCUCCUAAGCUCUGCUCAGUCCUUUUCCUUUUCGGUUAAGACGUCCUGUGUGGAUGAAGCCUGCAGCACAGAUUUCGGAAAUAAACCAUCGGCAAAGCAA